Messenger RNA from Electrophorus electricus (electric eel), 4697 nucleotides. It is a transcript of the gene llgl1, whose product is annotated as LLGL scribble cell polarity complex component 1. The record is from RefSeq and is a predicted model, not a curated record. NCBI's taxonomy places the organism in Eukaryota, Metazoa, Chordata, Actinopteri, Gymnotiformes, Gymnotidae. Gene Ontology annotation, cellular component: cortical actin cytoskeleton; plasma membrane; cytoplasm. Gene Ontology annotation, biological process: establishment of spindle orientation; cortical actin cytoskeleton organization; Golgi to plasma membrane transport. Gene Ontology annotation, molecular function: GTPase activator activity; myosin II binding.
UCCCUCGACGUGGUUCUUGUGAACUUGCGCUGUGGUCAAACUGCAUAAACACAGCCGAAUACUUGCACGGGAUUGAGGCGUGGAUACAAAAGAAACGGGCUCCUAUAUGGGAUCACGUUGUUGUUUUGUGUUGAUUCAAACCUAACGGAAUUUUAAUUUCUGACGUUGCGGUUUGAUAUAAUAUAUCGGAUUCAGGAUGAUGAAGUUUAGGUUUAGACGGCAGGGAAAUGACCCCCAGAGAGAAAAAAUCAAGCAGGAUCUUUUUGCAUUCAAUAAGACUGUUGAACAUGGAUUCCCCAGUCAGCCAAGUGCUCUGGCCUAUGACCCAAAACUACAAGUUAUGGCCAUUGGAACUAAAUCAGGAGCCAUCAAAGUAUAUGGGGCUCCUGGAGUGGAAUUCACAGGCCUUCACAAAGACACUGCUACAGUCACACAGAUCCACUUCCUCCAAGGGCAGGGGUGGAUGGUAUCUCUACUGGAUGACAACACCAUGCACCUGUGGGAGACUGGGCAGAAGGAGCGCUGCUCAGACCUCAGGGAGGUUCGGAGCUUCAGUCUCCCUGGCCGGUCUGGCAUCGAGAGCACCAGUGUGACACGAGUGACUGUUCUUCUGGUGAAAAGCAGCAGUGAUCUCUUAACUCUGGGUACAGAGGGUGGUGGAGUUCACUUCUUGGAACUGCCUAGCCUCAGGCUAGUGGACAAGUCUCUGUUCCAUGAUGAGAUAAUGCAGAGUGUUCCUGAGGACUACCGCUGUGGGAAGUCUCUGGGGCCUGUGGAGGCUCUGCAGGAACAUCCCCUGCACGCGCACAAAAUUCUCAUCGGCUACAGCAGAGGCCUGGUGGUGCUGUGGGACUUCAAAAGUCGACAUGUAGACAACCUUUUCCUGGGAAAGCAGCAGCUGGAGAGCUUGGUCUGGGUACGGUCAGGGAGCAGCUUUGUCAGUUCCCAUAGCGAUGGCGGCUACAUGGUCUGGAGUGUUAGUAGCAGCACCCCCUGCAUACAAGAGCCAGUCACCUCCACUAUACCAUAUGGGCCCUUCCCCUGCAAAGCUGUGACCAAGAUCCUGUGGAGGACCACGCAGUCGGGGGCUGCACUGGUGCUGUUCAGUGGGGGAAUGCCCCGAGCCAGCUAUGGCGACCGCCACUGUCUAACCAUUCUGCAGGACAGCGUGCACGUCACGCUUGACUUCACCUCACGAGUCAUCGACUUUUUCACUGUCCACCAUGUGGACAGAGACCAUGAAUUAGACGACCCCUCUGCUCUUGUUGUGCUCCUGGAGGAGGAGUUGGUGGUGAUUGACCUCCAGGCGGCUGGCUGGCCCACCAUCCCAGCCCCAUAUCUGGCUCCCCUGCAUUCGUCUGCCAUUACCUGCUCCUACCACAUAUCCAACGUGCCCACUAGGCUCUGGGAGAGGGUGGUGAGCGCUGGUCUACAGCAGUGCUCAGCACAGACCUGCACGAACUGGCCAAUAUGUGGAGGGAAAAACCUGGCACCUGCAGUGAAACAGCGAGAGCUGCUUCUGACUGGGCAUGAGGAUGGCACAGUGCGUUUCUGGGAUGCAUCUGGAGUUGCACUUCAGCCACUGUACAAGCUGAGUACAGCCAGCAUCUUCCAGAUAGACUGUGAGCACAACGACAGCUUCACCCAGGCUGCCGAGGAGGAGUGGCCUCCCUUCCGAAAGGUGGGCUGCUUUGACCCGUACAGCGAUGACCCAAGAUUAGGAGUGCAGAAGAUCUGCCUGUGUAAAUACAGUGGCAAGCUGGUGGUAGCUGGUACUGCAGGACAGGUGAUUUUAAUGUAUCUCUCUGACGAGAAGUCGGAUCACAUGAUCGACCUGGCCACAGUGGACCUCCUCCAGGACCGGGAGGGUUUCACAUGGAAGGGUCACGACCGGCUGCCUCCGAAGUCCGGCUCUGUGCUCUUUGCUCCUGGAUUCCAGCCUGUUGUUCUGGUGCAGUGCAUGCCCCCUGCGGCGGUCACCUCGGUAACCCUGCAUGCUGAGUGGAACCUAGUCGCAUUUGGCACCAGUCACGGCUUUGGCCUCUUUGACUACCAUCGGCGUAGCCCAGUGCUGGCAAGGUGCACACUACACCCCAACGACUCGCUGGCAAUGGAGGGGCCUCUCUCGCGGGUCAAGUCCUUGAAGAAGUCCCUCCGGCAGUCCUUCAGGAGGAUCCGUAAGAGCAGGGUGUCGGGAAAGAAGCGCGGUGUGGUUAGCAGCCCCUCCAGCAAAGUCCAGGAGGCUAAUGCCCAGCUUGCAGAGCAGGAUUCUGAGGUGACACCUGUGCAGAGGCGCAUUGAGCCGCGCUCAGCUGACGACUCACUCUCUGGUGUGGUGCGGUGCCUCUGCUUUGCCGAUACCUUCCUCCGAGAUGGAACACACCAUGGCCCAACCAUGUGGGCGGGUACGAACUCUGGCUGUGUGUAUGCAUAUGCACUGGACGUGCCCCUGCAGGAGAAGUUCUCGGAGCAGAGCGUGGAGGCACUGCUCGGAAAGGAGAUCCAGCUGAUGCACAGAGCGCCCGUGGUGUCCAUCGCCGUGCUGGAUGGCAGGGGAAACCCGCUCCCGGAGCCCUAUGAGGUGUCACGAGACCUGGCCAAAGCUCCCGACAUGCAAAGCAGCCACUCUGUCCUGAUUGCCUCUGAGGAGCAGUUCAAAGUAUUCAUGUUGCCUAAAGUCAGCGCCAAGACCAAGUUCAAGUUAACAGCGCACGAAGGCUGCCGUGUGCGCAAGGUGGCGCUAGUGAGCUUCAGCAGUGUGGCCUCAGAGGACUACUCCGAGAAUGGCCUGGUGUGCCUCACCAACCUGGGGGACAUCCAUGUGUUCAGUGUGCCCGCGCUCAGGCCGCAGGUGCGCUACGACUGCAUCCGCAAGGAAGACAUCAGUGGCAUCGCAUCUUGCGUGUUCACCAAGACGGGGCAGGGGUUCUACCUGAUAUCGCCUUCCGAGUUUGAGCGGUUCUCUCUAUCUGCACGGGUGAUCACGGAGCCGCAGUGUCAGGUGUAUGUAGAGAGACCUUAUGAGUCUUCGGAAGUCAGCUCCUGCACGAGUGUUUCACCCCAGGCUAACGGCACACACAAGAGCCAGUCGCCAGGGCAGAGCCGGUCUGCAGGGGAUGCAGAAGCAGUAAUUGAUGAAUUGCAGAGUGCCUUGUCUUCUCCUUGCCUGGACUCCCCGAACAGCAGUGCUGACAUCACGCUCGACACCACUGGUGAGCUCACAGUGGAGGACGUGAAGGAUUUCCUAGUGAGUGUGGAUGAGGCUGAGAAUAACCUGAGGAACAUGACUGAGGAGGAUGGCCGCCCUCCUGGAAUCCUCAUCAACUGACAGGAUGACAGCUGGAGGGCCAGAAGUGAUGGAGAUUACCCUGUAACUCAAGGAGAAGAGUAUGAUGGGGAUUUGCACAGUGGUAGAAUGCUGCACUUUCCCUUUUUGCCAAAACAUUUGAAUGUUUCACUGUGUGCCCUCAUCCACCUUUUCUCCAGCUGCAUUCCCACCCACUCAACAGUGGAGCUCGUUGGGUGUGAGGCUACAGACUAGCGUUUGCCACAGCAGAGGAAAAAGGUCCAUCACACGUUGCACAGCACCGGAGCAGUCAAGGCUAUCACGAUGCUUGCACUGACCAUGUGUUCAGUAUUUUGUUUAUUUUUUAAUUCUUUACUUUCCUUAAACAUUCCUCUUUUUCUGUUAUGCCUUGCCCCUUUCACUGUGUGUGCCGUCGGGAGGAGUGCAGUCAGUAAGAACAUUUCUAUUGCUUCUCAGUAUCCUUUUCUACAUGAUCCUGUGAUGGUUUUCCAACAACAAAUCAGGAAGCUAUUGAAAAGUGAAGCUUAUGGACCCUGUGGGUUUGGUAGAAUAACAUUUCUCUUUUUUAAUGUCUCAUGUAACCACUUGCCAUUGUAAGUAAUUCUGACAAUUAACUGUGAAAUGUAGACUUUGAAGGAGCAUGGUGUGUAACCCUUCAAGUAUUCCUAUUAGUAAUUAGUGAGUUUGGAGCUUUUUAGCUUUCUUACUCCAAAUGCUUUUGUUGCAGUAUUAACAAAAAUGAAGUAACUAAUAAUGGUUUUUCAUGUAAUGUAUUCUAUAGAGUAAUUUUAUACUGCCUGUAAAUUUGAAAUUUUGUAUUUUUUAGAUUACUUAGGCAGUUGGGUGUUUCUAACUGCAUUUUUUUUUUUUUUUUUUUUUUUUUUUUUUUUUUUUUUUAAGUUGUAUGAUAACAAAAUAAUUAAAAAUAUUUCACAUUAAGUAUAGCUCAUGGCUGAUUAUCUCCUUGAAAGAAGCCAUCCAAAAGGAAUAUUGUACAAACAGUCCAGUUGAUUUUAAACGUUGCUUGUUUGGAGAAAAUGGUCCAUAGAGCUUGUGUUGGUGGAUUUUAGAUAUGAAUAUAGGAAAAGCAUUUAUUUUAUUUUUUUUAAUGCAAUAUGCUACAUUUGUACCAUUUUUGAAAGGAAAUGACCACACCCAUAAAUAGCCAUGUUGAAGUUUGACACUCAUCUUCCAGGUUUUAGAUUUCAAAAAGGACCUCACUAAUGUAAUAUUUCAGUUCAUCUUAGUUUAUUUUUGUCUUAUGUCCAACAUUGACAUGUUAUGUCUGACAAAUAGCCUGUGAAUCUGUAUUUAAUUUGUAUUUUCUUGUGUAGAAUUAUAACUGAAGAUAGUUAUGCCAAUGAAAAUGCUAAUAAAGUAUUUACUCCUU